Messenger RNA from Pundamilia nyererei, 964 nucleotides. RefSeq names its product anaphase promoting complex subunit 16 (gene anapc16). Bases 119 to 445 code for a protein of 108 amino acids. The record is from RefSeq and is a predicted model, not a curated record. Gene Ontology annotation, cellular component: anaphase-promoting complex; cytosol; kinetochore. The transcript has 4 exons. NCBI's taxonomy places the organism in Eukaryota, Metazoa, Chordata, Actinopteri, Cichliformes, Cichlidae. Gene Ontology annotation, biological process: protein ubiquitination.
GCGACAAACGUAAAAUGCGGUCUCUGUCGUAAACUACUGGUAUACGUCUGAAAAACAACAAAAACUGGCUGGAUUUUAAGUUGUUAUAUUUGCUGUGACAUCGACGUUUAUCGAGGCAAUGGCCGCAUCUUCUUCGUCCUCUUCUGCGGGAGGAGUGAGCGGCAGCUCCGUGACUGGCUCUGGGUUCAGUGCUUCCGAGCUCAUCCCACCAAGGAAAGUCCUCUAUACGUAUCCAAAAGGCGCAGGGGAAAUGAUGGAAGAUGGCUCUGACAGAUUUUUAUGCGAGUCUGUAUUCAGCUACCAAGUGGCCUCAACACUGAAACAGGUUAAACAUGAUCAGCAAGUGUCUCGAAUGGAGAAACUCGCGAGCUUGGUGGAGGAGCUAGAAGCAGACGAGUGGCGGUAUAAACCUAUUGAACAGCUAUUGGGAUUCACACCAUCUUAAAUAAAGAGAUUCAGAUGUCUUUUGCUUAUUUAAUCAGCCAAAUAGAAGGAAAAUGUAACCUUUUUCAAGUUACACAUGAUAUUCCUUCUGUAUUCUGUAUCAUAAGUUUAAAAGUGUUAUCUGGAGAUCCCAAAUGUGAGAUGUGUUAUUUUAUCACUUCUAUAUGAUUGUUUUAUUUUUAAACCACUUAUUACAUUAAACCCAGCAUACUAAAUAAAAUCUUGUCAACAACAUUCUUAUAACUACACAAUUCACAAGUUAACAGAUUUUCCAUCUGCCUUAGGCUGUUCAAGAUGAUUCUCUCAUUGGAAUUAGCCUUCAUGUUAAUGUAAAUACUACAUUUGGUAUUAAAUCCCUGGAAGAGAAGCAUUGUGUUUCCAAAUGGCUCCAAUGUAACUUAUAAACAUAAAGCCUGCUGCACUGUUGGUCUCUUCUCCUUUCUGUGUAUGUCCUUACUCCACCAGCAAUUGGAACAAAACAAAGAGAGCUUGUAAAUAAAAUCAGACUUGGGACAUUCUU